Pan troglodytes (chimpanzee) is the source of this 6136-nucleotide messenger RNA. It is a transcript of the gene EIF3A, whose product is annotated as eukaryotic translation initiation factor 3 subunit A. NCBI's taxonomy places the organism in Eukaryota, Metazoa, Chordata, Mammalia, Primates, Hominidae. Gene Ontology annotation, molecular function: mRNA binding; translation initiation factor activity. The transcript has 22 exons. Gene Ontology annotation, cellular component: eukaryotic translation initiation factor 3 complex, eIF3m; multi-eIF complex; eukaryotic translation initiation factor 3 complex, eIF3e. Gene Ontology annotation, biological process: formation of cytoplasmic translation initiation complex; translation reinitiation. The record is from RefSeq and is a predicted model, not a curated record. The coding region runs from base 972 to 5138 and encodes 1388 amino acids.
CACCUUUAUUUCGUACCAAGGGCUUGAGAAUUAGAUUCGGUUCAAAUGGUUUUCAAAUUCUAGGUAAAGUACUUCGUCUGCGAACAUUAAAAUUGUUAAGCAACAAUAAAAGGGCCUCUCAGAUUGAUUUUUUUCACUAACACUAAUUUUUCUUAAUUUGUUUGUGACGUGCGCUGUAUGUAAAAAGUGACGACACUCCUUUCCGUGUGUUUUCAAACACCAAGCAAGUCUGCUGUGCUCCAGGGCGUUUCGCCCUUUGCCAGGUCUCUCUGUCCCCAUUCGCUCCCUCUGAGAGCCUCCAUUUCUCAAGGCAAUCCCUGUGACACAAACUUUUUACUUUACCAAGAUAUAAAAGAACCUUGCUUGUUUAUUUUAGGCGUCACUCUUCCCCAUGAUUGUCUCUCACGGUUGAGCGGCGCUGACCUGAUGACACCUGCUCACUGCGUUUUCUUUAAACUCAGCAUUUUCACGUAGCCAAGACAGGCGAUUCCCAGGCUGGAUGGGACCUUACUGUAACUGCACGACUCCGCACAAGUUGUUUUGAAAACCAAUCUGCAGACGUUUGCUUGUUCUCCAGACAGAAACUGACCCCACACUCACCCUUCCCACCCUAAUUCUCGCUCGAAGAUUGAAGAGCCUGUGAACUGUCUCCCUAACGCUAUCCCGGACAGGCCCAAGACGGGAACUGGAUCUUGCGCGCCUAGGACUCCGGCGCCGCCACGUCUGUCGGCGUGCGUGACGCCAGCGCGCUUGCGCGCACGGAGACCCGCCCCCUACAUCCGGGGCCUGGGCGGCAGCCGGGCCGCCGCGGGGAGGUCACGUGGCUCCUUCCUUUCCGUCUCUGGCCGGCUGGGCGCGGGCGACUGCUGGCGAGGCGCGUGGGACCUUACGCUGGUUCCCCUUCGUCUCCUCUCCCGGCCCGGGCCACUAGAGAGUUCGCUGACGCCGGGUGAGCUGAGCCUGCCGCCAAGAUGCCGGCCUAUUUUCAGAGGCCGGAAAAUGCCCUCAAACGCGCCAACGAAUUUCUUGAGGUUGGCAAAAAGCAGCCUGCUCUGGAUGUUCUUUAUGAUGUUAUGAAAAGUAAAAAACAUAGAACAUGGCAAAAGAUACACGAACCAAUUAUGUUGAAAUACUUGGAACUUUGCGUGGAUCUUCGCAAGAGCCACUUGGCAAAGGAGGGGUUAUACCAGUAUAAGAACAUUUGUCAACAGGUGAACAUAAAAUCUCUGGAGGAUGUUGUUAGGGCAUAUUUGAAAAUGGCAGAGGAAAAAACUGAAGCUGCUAAAGAAGAAUCUCAGCAGAUGGUCUUAGAUAUAGAGGAUCUAGAUAAUAUUCAAACUCCUGAGAGUGUUCUCCUAAGUGCUGUAAGUGGUGAAGACACUCAGGAUCGUACUGACAGAUUACUUUUAACUCCAUGGGUUAAAUUCCUGUGGGAGUCUUACAGGCAGUGUUUGGACCUUCUUAGAAACAAUUCUAGAGUAGAGCGCCUGUACCAUGAUAUUGCCCAGCAAGCUUUCAAAUUCUGCCUCCAAUACACGCGUAAGGCUGAAUUCCGUAAACUGUGUGACAAUUUGAGAAUGCACUUAUCGCAGAUUCAGCGCCACCAUAACCAAAGUACGGCAAUCAAUCUUAAUAAUCCAGAGAGCCAGUCCAUGCAUUUGGAAACCAGACUUGUUCAGCUGGACAGUGCUAUCAGCAUGGAAUUGUGGCAGGAAGCAUUCAAAGCUGUGGAAGAUAUUCACGGGCUGUUCUCCUUGUCUAAAAAACCACCUAAACCUCAGUUGAUGGCAAAUUACUAUAACAAAGUCUCAACUGUGUUUUGGAAAUCUGGAAAUGCUCUUUUUCAUGCAUCUACACUCCAUCGUCUUUACCAUCUCUCUAGAGAAAUGAGAAAGAAUCUCACACAAGAUGAGAUGCAAAGAAUGUCUACUAGAGUCCUUUUAGCCACUCUUUCCAUCCCUAUUACUCCUGAGCGUACGGAUAUUGCUCGACUUCUGGAUAUGGAUGGCAUUAUAGUUGAAAAACAGCGUCGCCUUGCAACACUACUAGGUCUUCAAGCCCCACCGACACGAAUUGGCCUUAUUAAUGAUAUGGUCAGAUUUAAUGUACUGCAAUAUGUUGUCCCAGAAGUGAAAGACCUUUACAAUUGGCUUGAAGUAGAAUUUAACCCAUUAAAACUCUGUGAGCGAGUCACAAAGGUUCUAAAUUGGGUUAGGGAACAACCUGAAAAGGAACCGGAAUUGCAGCAGUAUGUGCCACAACUGCAAAACAACACCAUCCUCCGCCUUCUGCAGCAGGUGUCACAGAUUUAUCAGAGCAUUGAGUUUUCUCGUUUGACUUCUUUGGUUCCUUUUGUUGAUGCUUUCCAACUGGAACGGGCCAUAGUAGAUGCAGCCAGGCAUUGCGACUUGCAGGUUCGUAUUGAUCACACUUCUCGGACCCUGAGUUUUGGAUCUGAUUUGAAUUAUGCUACUCGAGAAGAUGCUCCGAUUGGUCCUCAUUUGCAAAGCAUGCCUUCAGAGCAGAUAAGAAACCAGCUGACAGCCAUGUCCUCAGUACUUGCAAAAGCACUUGAAGUCAUUAAACCAGCUCAUAUACUGCAAGAGAAAGAAGAACAGCAUCAGUUGGCUGUCACUGCAUACCUUAAAAAUUCACGAAAAGAGCACCAGCGGAUCCUGGCUCGCCGCCAGACAAUUGAGGAGAGAAAAGAGCGCCUUGAGAGUCUGAAUAUUCAGCGUGAGAAAGAAGAAUUGGAACAGAGGGAAGCUGAACUCCAGAAAGUACGGAAGGCUGAGGAAGAGAGGCUGCGCCAGGAAGCAAAGGAGAGAGAGAAGGAGCGUAUCUUACAGGAACAUGAACAAAUCAAAAAGAAAACUGUCCGAGAGCGUUUGGAGCAGAUCAAGAAAACAGAACUGGGUGCCAAAGCAUUCAAAGAUAUUGAUAUUGAAGACCUUGAGGAAUUGGAUCCAGAUUUUAUCAUGGCUAAACAGGUUGAACAACUGGAGAAAGAAAAGAAAGAACUUCAAGAACGCCUAAAGAAUCAAGAAAAGAAGAUUGACUAUUUUGAAAGAGCCAAACGUUUGGAAGAAAUUCCUUUGAUAAAGAGCGCUUACGAGGAACAGAGAAUUAAAGACAUGGAUCUGUGGGAGCAACAAGAGGAAGAAAGAAUUACUACAAUGCAGCUAGAACGUGAAAAGGCUCUUGAACAUAAGAAUCGAAUGUCACGAAUGCUUGAAGACAGAGAUUUAUUCGUAAUGCGACUCAAAGCUGCACGGCAGUCUGUUUAUGAGGAAAAACUUAAACAGUUUGAAGAGCGAUUAGCAGAAGAAAGGCAUAAUCGAUUGGAAGAACGGAAAAGGCAACGUAAAGAAGAACGCAGGAUAACAUACUAUAGAGAAAAAGAAGAGGAGGAGCAGAGAAGGGCAGAAGAACAAAUGCUAAAAGAGCGGGAAGAGAGAGAGCGUGCCGAACGAGCAAAACGCGAGGAAGAGCUACGAGAGUAUCAGGAGCGGGUGAAGAAAUUAGAAGAAGUGGAAAGGAAAAAACGCCAAAGGGAGUUGGAAAUUGAAGAACGAGAACGGCGUAGAGAGGAAGAGAGAAGACUUGGCGAUAGUUCCCUUUCUAGAAAGGACUCUCGUUGGGGAGAUAGAGAUUCAGAAGGCACCUGGAGAAAAGGACCUGAAGCAGAUUCUGAGUGGAGAAGAGGCCCGCCAGAGAAGGAGUGGAGACGUGGAGAAGGGCGAGAUGAGGACAGGUCUCAUAGAAGAGAUGAAGAGCGGCCCCGGCGUCUGGGGGAUGAUGAAGAUAGAGAGUCCUCUCUUAGACCAGACGAUGAUCGGGUUCCCCGGCGUGGCAUGGAUGAUGACAGAGGCCCUAGACGUGGUCCUGAGGAAGAUAGGUUCUCUCGUCGUGGGGCAGACGAUGACCGGCCUUCCUGGCGUAACACAGAUGAUGACAGGCCUCCCAGACGAAUUGCCGAUGAAGACAGGGGAAACUGGCGUCAUGCGGAUGAUGACAGACCACCUAGACGAGGACUGGAUGAGGACAGAGGAAGCUGGCGAACAGCUGAUGAGGACAGAGGACCAAGACGUGGGAUGGAUGACGACCGGGGGCCGAGGCGAGGAGGCGCUGAUGAUGAGCGAUCAUCCUGGCGUAAUGCUGAUGAUGACCGGGGUCCCAGGCGAGGGUUGGAUGAUGAUCGGGGUCCCAGGCGAGGCAUGGAUGAUGACCGGGGUCCCAGGCGAGGCAUGGAUGAUGACCGGGGUCCCAGGCGAGGCAUGGAUGAUGACCGGGGUCCCAGGCGAGGCAUGGAUGAUGACCGGGGUCCCAGGCGAGGGUUGGAUGAUGAUCGAGGACCUUGGAGGAAUGCCGAUGAUGACAGAAUUCCCAGGCGUGGUGCAGAGGAUGACAGGGGCCCUUGGAGAAACAUGGAUGAUGAUCGCCUUUCAAGACGUGCUGAUGAUGAUCGGUUUCCCAGACGGGGUGAUGACUCAAGACCUGGUCCUUGGAGACCAUUAGUCAAGCCAGGUGGAUGGAGAGAGAAAGAAAAAGCCAGAGAGGAGAGCUGGGGUCCACCUCGAGAAUCAAGGCCAUCAGAAGAACGUGAAUGGGACAGAGAAAAAGAAAGGGACAGAGAUAAUCAAGAUCGGGAGGAGAAUGACAAGGACCCUGAGAGGGAAAGGGACAGAGAGAGAGAUGUGGAUCGAGAGGAUCGCUUCAGAAGACCUAGGGAUGAAGGUGGCUGGAGAAGAGGACCAGCUGAGGAAUCUUCAAGCUGGAGAGACUCAAGUCGCCGGGACGAUAGGGAUAGGGAUGACCGUCGCCGUGAGAGGGAUGACCGGCGUGAUCUAAGAGAAAGACGAGAUCUAAGAGACGACAGGGACCGAAGAGGACCUCCACUCAGAUCAGAACGUGAAGAAGUAAGUUCUUGGAGACGUGCUGAUGACAGGAAAGAUGACCGGGUGGAAGAGCGGGACCCUCCUCGUCGAGUUCCUCCCCCAGCUCUUUCAAGAGACCGAGACCGAGAAAGAGAAGGUGAAAAAGAGAAGGCCUCAUGGAGAGCUGAGAAAGAUAGGGAAUCUCUCCGUCGUACUAAAAAUGAGACUGAUGAAGAUGGAUGGACCACAGUACGACGUUAAGUCUCAAGAUAAUGGAUUUAAACUGGUGUCUUAAAUAGGUUUGAUCACAUUCAAGGAUUAUUAUACUUGUGCUUCAACCAAUCUAAAUUGGAUUCUUUAAUGUUGUUUCACCAUAACACAAAAAGCAUGAACUUGUAUUAAUCCUAUAUAAUAGAUUGAUCAUGCACCAUAUCCACAGGAGGUUGGAAAAACCAUGCCAUUUUCUGGAAUUUAAGGGUGUUGCAUUAUUUCAUCAAUCAUUUGUUGACAAAAAAGAAAAACUAAAAAAUAAAUUUAAAAUGUGAACCUUCAGGUAUUGAGUAACACCUUUAUCUUGGUAUAGAACUGAUACUUUUUUUUGAUUUUGAAAUAUCUGAUAAUUUGGAAUGAAGUAAGGUUCUGUUAAAGAAAAUAUAUUUGAAGACCCUUUAAAGCAGUGAAUCUGAAACAAUUUUCACACCCUUAAGUGGUUGAUACGUACCUAUUUUAGGUAUUUUGAGGUAUUUACCAUAAACUAAAUUUAGAAAUUUUUUAGAUUCACUUGAAGUAAACAUUACAAACAUUGGAUACGGUGGGGUUUUCUUUAGAUUUUACUUGAGAGAAGGUGAGUACAAAGCAAUUUGCAGUUGUUGUAAUGACAAGAUUACUGCGCAAGUGUGAAUCCAAACAGUAUAGCUUUUAAAUUUUAAAGCAUUUGGUAAACUAUCGCUGAGUUUUUUUCUGUUGCCAAUAGCAAACUGCUUUUCCAUUAAUGGAGAAUUCAUGCCUUUCAAGCAUUUUAAAUAUGACAAUAUUUAUAAAUGUAUGGUUUGGAGGAAUCGUUUAAAUUCUCUUUCCUAAUUUUCUUUCUUUUGAAGAUAGAUUCUUUCAACAAGUAAUUUGUAGUAAUGACUGUGUUGACUUCAAUUUUGGAGCGCAGUAGCUAUGUUAAAGAUGAACUAUUUGGUCUCAUUGAAGCCAACACAGAACUUGCUGCUGUGUUUUUUCUUCAGUGAUAAAUAAAAUACUUACAGAAUUUG